Messenger RNA from Bradysia coprophila, 1313 nucleotides. Its product is annotated as lariat debranching enzyme B-like. Gene Ontology annotation, molecular function: RNA lariat debranching enzyme activity. Gene Ontology annotation, biological process: mRNA splicing, via spliceosome. The record is from RefSeq and is a predicted model, not a curated record. Gene Ontology annotation, cellular component: nucleus. NCBI's taxonomy places the organism in Eukaryota, Metazoa, Arthropoda, Insecta, Diptera, Sciaridae.
AGGCUUCCUCUCAAUUAAAAUGGCGAAUAAAUAAGAGGUCACAAAUAUUGACAUUUGGACCUGAGUGAAAAUAUUUCGACUUUGAUCAAAAGAGUGAAAGUUUGAAGAAAAUUAUGCACGUCGCAGUGGUGGGCUGUGCUCAUGGAGAGCUUGAAACAAUUUACGAAACGCUUGCGUUGAUUGAAGAACAGGAGAACGUAAAAGCCGAUUUGCUACUAUGUUGUGGCGAUUUUCAGGCAACACGAAAUUUGGAUGAUCUGAAAUGUACGGCACAACCAGAAAGACAUCGUCAGAUUGGCUCGUUUUAUAAGUACUACAGUGGAGAAAAGGAAGCGCCAGUUCUGACAAUUUUCAUUGGAGGUAAUCAUGAAGCAUCGAAUUUUCUUCAAGAACUUCCAUUUGGCGGCUGGGUGGCUCCAAAGAUAUAUUAUUUGGGCUAUGCUGGUGUCGUGACAUACAAAGGAAUUCGUAUUGGUGGCGUAUCUGGCAUCUUCAAAGAAAACGACUACUUCAGAGGCCACUUCGAGUCUUCGCCAUACAAUCCCAGCACUCUUAGGUCUGUCUAUCACUAUCGACAACAAGACUUAUUUCGUCUACAUCAAUUGGGUAAACAAGUCGACAUUAUUAUGUCUCAUGACUGGCCAACUGAGGUCUAUUACUUUGGUAAUACGGCAGAAUUGAUUGAAACAAAGCCACACUUCGACCAUCAAAUCCGUGACAAUGUUCUCGGUAGUCCACCGUUGCACGAAUUGAUGAAGAAAGUGAAACCAAAAUAUUGGUUUUCCGCACAUUUGCACUGUAAGUUUGCAGCAAUCAUACCGCAUGAUGAUGAGGACAGAAGUGAAACAAAAUUUCUCGGCCUAGACAAAUGCUUGCCAGGUCGACCAUUUUUACAAAUACUCGACAUUGAAGUGGGUGACUGCUCCGACAAUUGCACUGAAUUGCAGUAUGAUUUGGAAUGGCUAACCAUUGUGUAUUCGACGAAGCAUUUAAUGACAGUGGAGAAGGCUGCCGCGCGUAUGCCUAAAGUAGGGGAUCCGAACAGUCAAUGGGAUUUUCAACCGACGUACGAGGCGAUGGAAUCGGUUCGCCAGAAAUUUGGUGAUAAUCUGCAAAUACCGAAAACAUUUGAAAAGACCGCAGCUCCGUACGAUCCACUGAAUCGUUAUGCAAUUCUGAGACGAACACAAAGUGUUCAGUUUCGUAAUCGACAAACAACUGACUUGUGCAAUGUUUUGGAAAUUGAUGAUCCACUGGAUUUAAUUGCUAUGAGUCAUGUGGUUGCUUCGGAGAAAAUUUGAAUUUCCGUUUUG